UCAAGAACGUUUUCCUCGUGCGCACCGAGUUUCUGAACAUUGCAGGCGCGUCCGAGUGGUGUGCUUUCUCCUUGCCGGGCGCGCGCGCGGCACAUCUGACCCCCACAACUAUGCGGGCGCGCAGGCCAAUCGCUCCUCAUCAAUCACUCUGCGCUCAAUCGCAUGUCGAUCUCGAAUCUGAACAAAUCCGGCCGAAUGACGAUGCUCUUCGUCCUCCGAGUCCCCGUCGUGACUCCGGUGGCAAAGAUCACAUCGCUAUGCGAGGCCAUCAAGGCUUACGCCACCGAAGCGGCGACUGAGUGGGCCGCCUUCGACUUGCUCUUUGACGAUAUAGUCAACAACGAGGGCCACCUCAGCCUCAAAAUCUGGGCCGAGUCGCGCUUCCUUGCGCACGAGGUGGUCCCCAUCUACGAGGCAAAGUCGCGGCUCGUGCUGUUCAUGCACACGUACAUGCAGGCAGCUAGCAUCGAUUACGUGCAGCCACUGUUGCCUACGGCGAGGGUCGCUUAGGUCACCUUCGAUACAUACAUACAUAGUCACAUACGGUUGAUAGGAAACACAUCAUACAAUUACGCAAACACUACACCUCGAACCUGCCUGUCUCGACGGACGACGCACUCCCACCACUAGCAAAAGAGAAAGAAUCCCUGCUGUUUGUCUGUGCAUGCAUGUGUGUCCCUUACCUGUGUUAGCUCGAGUAGUGCG
This is a messenger RNA of Emiliania huxleyi CCMP1516, 705 nucleotides long. RefSeq lists its product as hypothetical. The transcript has a single exon. The record is from RefSeq and is a predicted model, not a curated record. Bases 196 to 510 code for a protein of 104 amino acids. NCBI's taxonomy places the organism in Eukaryota, Haptophyta, Isochrysidales, Noelaerhabdaceae.